Molecule: messenger RNA, 1497 nt
Organism: Thamnophis sirtalis
Lineage: Eukaryota; Metazoa; Chordata; Lepidosauria; Squamata; Natricidae
Product: claudin-9
Cellular component (GO): bicellular tight junction; membrane
Molecular function (GO): structural molecule activity
Source: RefSeq, a predicted model, not a curated record
AGCAGAACAAUGCAAUAACAAGCAGGUUGUUGGAGCCACAGAGAAAAGAUAGCACUGGAUUUAUCCUUAUUUCCCCUUUAGGGGUUCUUUACCUUUCAGACUUUGGUCUACCUUUCUCCAACCCAGCUCCUAAAGUGACACACCACAGGCAGUUAUUUCUGGAUGACCCUACAUCAAAAACAGACUCUCGGAAGCUAUAGAUUUCCACCUUCGAGGCUGCUUUCCAUAUGCAGGUAACCCAAGAAGGCCUCUUUUGUAACAGUUCUGCUCGCUAAUCUACUAGAGAGACUUAAUUUUGCCGAAAAGCUCCGUAGGUUUCUUUGUCUUGGAUAGCCACCUCAGUGCAAUAUUCUUUUAGGAUUUAUUUAUUAGGCGUUUGCUUUCAGGGCGAGAACAUAGACGUCUGACAUUGCAUACCACCAUUUAGAGGGUGUCUUUUUGGAAUUCUUGUCUUCAUUGAUUUCUGUUCAGAACAGUGUGGCGUCGCUGUCCAUAAACCACCAUCUUCGGUCCUCACGGAAGGCAGCAGAAGAAAGAAAGAAAGAAAGAAAAAAGAGGUGUGCAUUUUGUAGCCAAGGUGAAGGAUACCCAUAAUGGCAUCUGCAGGGCUAGAGAUCAUGGCAAUGGGCCUCUGUAUCUUUGGCUGGUUGGGGACCAUCCUUUCAUGUGCCUUGCCCAUGUGGAAGGUUUCAGCAUUCAUCGGAAGCAACAUUGUUGUGGCGCAGACAAUCUGGGAGGGACUGUGGAUGAAUUGUGUUGUACAGAGUACUGGCCAGAUGCAGUGUAAGAUCUAUGAUUCGUUGCUAGCCCUGCCUCAAGAUAUCCAAGCUGCCCGGGCCCUCAUGGUUAUCUCUGUGGUGCUUGCUAUCCUGGCAUUGUUGGUGAGUAUUGUUGGAGCCAAGUGUACCAACUGCGUGGAAGAAGAAGGUGCCAAGGCACGUAUUGUCAUUACCUCGGGUGCCUUCUUUAUCGUCUCAGGACUUCUCACACUUAUUCCUGUCUGCUGGUCUGCCAACUCCAUCAUCCGUGACUUUUACAAUCCAAUUGUGGCUGAACCUCUCAAAAGGGAACUGGGGGCUGCUCUCUAUGUUGGUUGGGCAGCUUCGGCCUUACUACUCCUUGGAGGAUCACUCCUGUGCUGCUCCUGCCCACCACGGGACAACCGCUACCCAGGCCGUAUUGCAUACUCUGUUCCAGCCAGAUCUACUGCUCCACCAGGCAGUACGAUUGACAAGCGGGAUUAUGUAUGAGCAGUUGUAGCGGUGGGAUGGUGAUGAAAUUUGCCAGAUAUUGCAUGACCCAAACUAGGACAGGCAUUAUUGACUUCUGGAACAGGAAGAUAGGACAACCUUAUCAGUUUGGGUUCAGCUAUGAUAUCUGGCAAUUCUGGAAUGUUGGUGCAUGUGGUAUAUGUGCGUGUAUGUGUGGGUAUAGAAGUAUAAUGAGUAAUGUGAGUGGCUGAGGAAAUGUGAACAAAUAAAGGGAUAUGUGAAAGAA